Molecule: messenger RNA, 4032 nt
Organism: Iphiclides podalirius (scarce swallowtail)
Lineage: Eukaryota; Metazoa; Arthropoda; Insecta; Lepidoptera; Papilionidae
Source: the annotation of a GenBank genome assembly
AUGUGGAAAGUGAGAGAGCUGGCGGAUAAAGUAACCAACGUCGUGAUGAACUACACGGAGGUCGAAGGUAAGGUUCGGGAGGCGACCUCCGACGAGGCGUGGGGCCCCACUGGCCAGCAGAUGCAGGAGCUGGCGCUCGCCACGUUCACCUACGAGCACUUCCCGGAGGUGAUGUCGAUGCUGUGGCGGCGGAUGCUGCACGACAACAGGUCCCACUGGCGGCGCACGUACAAGUGCCUGCUGCUGCUCAGCUACCUGGUGCGCAACGGCUCCGAGCGGGUGGUCACGUCGGCCAGGGAGCAUAUCUACGACCUUCGAUCACUCGAGAACUACACGUACGUCGACGACCUGGGCAAGGACCAGGGCAUCAACGUAAGGCACAAGGUGCGCGAGCUGAUCGACUUCAUACAGGACGACGAGAAACUCCGCGAGGAGAGGAAGAAGGCAAAGAAGAACAAGGACAAAUAUAUCGGCAUGUCUUCGGAGGCGUCCGUGAUGGGUGUGCGCGGGGGAGGGGGAGGCGGCGGAGGCGGGGGGGCAGGGGGAGGGGGAGGCUGGGGAGAGUACAGCGAUCGAGCGGCGCCAGGCUGGGACGACGUGAAGGAGCGCAAUGAUGAUGACGAAUACGAGCGCGAAGAUUCGGACGGCGAGUACGGUCAUAGAAAACCGCACAAGGAGAACGUGUACCGUGACGCGGAGGUGGUAGAACGCAGCCCUAGGGGCGAAGCGCCGGCCUCCGCCCCCGCGCCAACCCCCGCCAAGCCUCUAAACAUCAGCCUCCGCACCCCAGCCAAGAGCAAACCCAACACGCCCGUCAAGAAGAUCGACCUCGGUGCGGCAGCGUCCUACGGCAAAGCGGCCCCCAGUGCACCAGAAUCGCAGAACAACAACUCUAAUGAACUGCUGGACGACCUGUUCAAGACCUGUCCAGCUCCAUCCUCUGGGAGCGCCUCGCUCGUUCUAGAAGAUGACUUUGACCCAAGAGCUGAAGAGGCGCAGGCCGAGUUCGGGGACUUCUCGCAGGCCUUCGCCCCCCCCGGCCCCUCCGCCCCAUCGGCCGCAGCAGCCCCGGAGGGGGGCUUCGCCGACUUCAGCAGCGCCUUCUCCGCCGAACCGACGCCCCCGCCCACCAACAAUAACGUGGUCCCGCCGGCGGCGGCAUCGAACCUGGACCUUCUGAGCGACCUCAGCCCGCCGCCGAUCGGCACUGCGCAGUCGGGGCUCAGCGACCUGGACGCCUUGACGGGCCAGUUCUCCGCCACGACGCUGCAGCCCAUGUCGCCAGGCGUCGGGCAGGGGACUGCGCCCACCCUUAGCCAGAGACGCUUGGCGGCCGCCCUGGAGCACCUCAAUGUAGGGCUCCGCCCCCUCGGCCGGAUCAAGUCGGAAGCGGAGGCGGCCAACGUGAAGACUCUCCUCGCCAACGUGCUGCAGAACCUACCAGGACCGAUUACCGUGCACAAGCUGUGCCACGCCGAGGAUGCCAUCAUGGACGAGUUCCUGAUCGACCUCCACUCGAGGACGCUGACCGCCCUGGUGAGGGUCUGCCUGCCGUGCUGGCCGCUGAUGAGGCAGCAGAUGGUCGAGGUCUUCACGGUCGAGGAGAGCUUCGAGGUCAGCAACGAGUGCCUGAGCGCGCUGUGCGGCUUCCUCAAGGAGGAGCCGGAGCCGGCGGUGGUGGCGGCGCUGGCCUCCAUUCUGCUGGCGUACGCGAAGAGCGACGCGGCGUUCGUCGCCGUCGUGGGCAGCUGCGCAGUCGGAGCGGGGGGCGGAGAGGGGGGCGGGGCCCACUUCCGCCAGUACGUGCAGCUGCUGGCGACCCUGCCCGAGAGGGUGGCCAACCGCCUCGCCACCCGGACGCCGAGGCAGUUCUCGCACGGCCGCUUCGCCCACAUCCUCGCGUUCCAGAUCGUCCGCACGCUGGACUUCGCCGCGGAGAGCAGCCACCGCGCCGGCGCCAACUACGACCUGGGCCCGAUCUCCCACCUCGUCUCCAAGUUCGUGAACGUCUACAACGGCACCGAGGCCAUGUCCAAACUGGUCGACUUCCUCGUGGCCUGGCCCGGCGCGGACGCCAAAGACCGCGCCCGGUUCGUCAAGGUCAGGCUGGUGCAGACCCUCAUGAGGCGGCUGAACCGCCAGGCCAUAGACAACGUGGCGCUGAGUCUGUUGAAGAGGUGCCCCAUAGACUAUAGGCAGGGGGAGCAGGCGAUAAGGCGCGUGCUGGGCGACAGCUUCGACGUUAACAAGGACUGGAGCGACGUGCUCGGCUUCAGGGUGCCGUUCUGCGUAAAGCCCGACCGCUACAAAGAGACGGCGACGGUGGAGAACCUCAUAUAUUAUCUGUCGACGACUAAGAAUAACGCGACGGUGCUGUCAGACCUGGCGUUGAAAUUGGCGGGCGCCUGGUCGGACAUAAAAGCGGCCAACGUGUCGAGUCUGGACGAGCUGAUGUACACCUCGCAGCUGCUGGUGCUGGCGGUGAAGUACAGGACCGUCUUGGCGCUGUCCAAGCGCGCCUCUUGGCCACUGAUCGAACUGAAGAAGGUCCUCUUCAAAGGGGUGUCCAAGCACCUGGAGCUGCUCUCGCCGGAGCACCGCGCCGUCGGCAUGGCCACCAUAGAGGUGGUGCUCAAGACCGUGGCCAAGAUCGACAACGCGAACCCGAAAGCCGCCGAGCAGCUGAGCUUCGACUACGAGGAUAUGGGGCCCACGUGCGUGGAAAUACACAAAAUCCUCAGCGAUCUGACUCGCCGGUGCUUGAUCGACGACACGCGGAGGCCCAACGUGCCCAACAGUAAGGUCAAGAAGACCAACCUGACCCAACUGCUGGACAGCAUCGCGUACGAAGUGGUCGACAACGCGUCCGAGCCGGUGCACAACACGAUAGUGACGUGCGCCGUGAAGAGCCAGGAGCAGACCAAGGCGAUCGUGAAGACGAUCAUAUCCGCCAAGCUGGACGCCCUGGACAAGUCGGGCGCCGACGAGGUGCUGGACUCCGACGACGACCUGCAGCCGUACGACAUGAGCAACGACGUGGCCAGCGCGUCCAAGAAGCGGCCGAUGUACCUGCGCGACCUGCUGGACGCGCUCAACGAGGCCAAGGACCUGGACUCGUUCGAGGCGGCGCUCGCCGGCGCCGAGCAGCUGGUCGCCACGCACCUCGCCCUGGAGGACAGGAGCCUGGCGAUCGACCUUCUCGACCUGUUCGUCCAUCUGGAGGAGAAGUACCACGUGGAGGACUUCGACGGCCUCAAGUUCAACGCGGCCGUGGCGGUGGUCUGCAGCCAGCCGGCGGCGUGCGCAGAGCAUCUGUGCAGGGAGAUCCACACGGACGUGGGCCGAUACUCGAUCGCGACCAAGAUCUUCAUGCUGGACGUGCUCUCGGAGGCCGCCAGCCGCAUCGCCGACCUGCGCCCGCCGCCGGAGCAGAAGAAACGCGACGAGGUGGUGAUCACUCCUGAGGAGGAGCUCUCGGCCGAGGAGGUGGUGCGGAGGCGUCUGGUGAGCAAGACUAGGUACUUCCACUCGCGGCGGCAGCACCCCUUCGCCAGGACGAGGCGGAACCGCUUCGCCGCCGUGGCGGACCACUUCAUCUACCACCUGAUCGGCGGCUUCGGGCGUCGGCAGCUGACCCUGAGCCGGCACAACCUGAAGCAGGACGUGGACAACGCGCUGCUGCUCAAGUACCUCUCCGUGGUGGGAAACCUCAUCCUGGCCUCCAAGAACUGCCCCAAGUGCCCCAGCUACUGCCGGGAAGCGCUGCCGAUGGUGCUCUACUUGAGAUACUCCUCGGAGCUCAAGGUCCAGAUGUGCGUGAUCUCGAUAGUCGCCUCGAUGGUGCUGGUGCUGCCGGAGAGCCUGAUGAGGAGCGAGUUCUUCGGCCCGCUGAUGGAGAUCAGGUCCUGGCUGGUCGACCGGCUGGUCUAUUUCGACGAGAGACUGGGCCACGUGGGGGCCAACUCCGAUCUGGCGCUGUUCGCGGGUCAAGUGCUGCGUCUAAUCGAGAAUAUCCUUACGGACGACUCUGAA